This is a messenger RNA of Oncorhynchus gorbuscha (pink salmon), 3925 nucleotides long. RefSeq lists its product as uncharacterized. The record is from RefSeq and is a predicted model, not a curated record. The coding region runs from base 10 to 3684 and encodes 1224 amino acids. NCBI's taxonomy places the organism in Eukaryota, Metazoa, Chordata, Actinopteri, Salmoniformes, Salmonidae. The transcript is spliced from 35 exons.
GGCGAAUGUAUGAUGGCGCCACCUCAGGACCCACAGUUGGAGAAGCUGGUUGAUGAGGUGCUUAAGAACAGCAAUUUUCAGGCAUUGGGUGACUUCUUGCAAGAUGAUGAGGGGACAACUUGGAAAUGUUCCAAACAAUUCCUCGCCAAAUUGGACAAACUUGUUAGUAGGGAAUUAGAUCACAGAAAUGUUAAGAAUGCUUGUUUGGGACUCACGAUCCUGCACAAAUUUGGGAAAUACUUGGCUUUACCUGGAGGUCAAGGCUUAUCUGGGAUGGUACUCCAAGGUCUUGUCAAAAAGAUGGUGCAGUGGUUUGAGAAGGCAAGGCUGUUGUGGAUCGAGGCAUGCACACAGAGGAAUGAGACCUUGCUGAACCUAGCUGAAGACUUAUUUGACUCUGUAAUGGUUGUUCAUGAAACAAGUCUAGAGGGAACAUAUCAGGUCACUGAAUGCUUUCUACAUCUCAUUGGCCAGCUGGCUGCAGACCCAAGAAUCCACAUAAUGAUCCAGAAAGAGGCUAUUCGGAAACUGAACAUCAUUCUGGAUAAGAUCCCAGCGGAGCUCAAAAAGGAGAAGAAGAUCUUAUCGUCUCAAGAGGCCUCGGAUCUAAUGAACAACCUGGCCAGUCGAAUUGUGGAGGGUGGAGAUUAUGACCUGCAGAUAGCCUUGAUGGAAGCCCUGUGCAGGAUGACCACCCGUGCCCAGAGGAAGGAGCUGGCUGACGACUGGUUCUCCAUGGAGUUUGUUGCUAGCACCUUCAGCAAAAUUCAGGACUCUGAGUUUGAGACGGACUGCCGCAGGUUUCUAAACCUUUUGAAUGGGAUGCAGGGAGAUGGGAGAAGAGUGUUCUCCUACCCUUGUCUGGAGGUGUUUCUGGACAAACAUGAGUUGCUGAUGCCCGCUGAUGAGAAACUGGAGGAGUUCUGGAUCGACUUCAACCUGGGAAGUCAGAGCGUCUCCUUCUACUUCUCUCUCGCCGAUGAGGAUGCACAGGAGGGUCAGUGGGACACAGCCUGUAUCCCUGAGAAUGAAGUCCACAGUUACACGGUCACAGAGGAGGGUAGGAGGAGGGUGCUGAAGUUAAAGCUGACAGAGCCGUUGUGUGUGAGUGGGGUGGAGGGCUCCCACCUCACCAUCCACUUCAGCUCCUCCCUGGACAUCAUGCAGGCAGCCAGGAGCGUCUACGGAAACAAGAACAAAUCGUUUGUGGGCAAGAGAAGAACCUCUGUCGUGAAGACCACAGUCAAGAUUGUUAUGGAUGACAACUGCUCCCAGGCUCUUGUUCCCGAGAGUCAGAUGUCCCCCGACGCUGACGUGGAGAGAGAGAGGGACAGUGUCCCCUGUCUGCUACCCCCUCACCCCUCUGGACCCUUACAGAUGGUGACUCCAGCCAAGAGGAGGGUGUCUGAGUCCAGCACGUUCAUCACCAGCAGUGGAGGAGGGAGGGGGACAGGAGCCAGCCCCUUUAGCGUUGUUAUGGCAGCAUCCACUCCCAGAGGCAGCAGGCCCAAAGUGAAGCCGGCUAUAGAGCUGGUCAGGUCGUGUGAGAGGCAAGGCCAGUCGGGCCUGGGGGAGCUGAGGACGGCCAAACCCUACUACAACGCCGCCCCUGGCAUUACACUGAGCCACAGCAGGAGGGAGCAGAUGGAUGCGGUGGUUGCUCUAUCACAGAGCAAAGCUACCAAGCAGGACACCAGAGCUGGACCUGUGGCAGAGAAAUACCGCAGGCACAUCCCAGUGGACAAAGUGGUGGAGAUGGUCCAAACUGACCAGGCAGAGGAAGAGGAGCUUCUUGACAGCAGCAUUGUCCCUGACUCCCAGCCUACCAUGAAAACAGAGAGUACUAUAUUCUCCCACUGGAGGAAAGUGUCUGUAUCUGAGAUGCUGCUGCCGGUACAGAGAGGCUUCCAGAAGGCACUGCCCAAACCAGAACUUGAGAACGUAGAGCAACAGGAGCGUCCGUCGUCUGCCCAGAGAGGUUCUGGGUCGGUCCCUGGGUCAGCAGUCAGCCACAAGCAGCUCCACGCCCAGCUCACCCAGCGCCUGGAGGAGGUCCUCCGCAAGAGGGACCGGGAUACUGGGCCCGAGGAGCGAGCUGGAGUCCAGAUCAGAGUGCCUGAGGAGCGAGGUGGGCCACAGGACCGAGGGUCCCGAGAGCGAGCUGGAGCCCAGGGAGGAAGCGGGCCUGAGGAGCAAAGUGGAGCCCAGGGAGGAAGAGGGCCUGAGGAGCAAGAUGGAGCCCAGGGAGGAAGAGGGCCUGAGGAGCGAGGUGAGCCCACUGGGAGAGGUGCCAAAGUGUCACGGCAGGAUGCAGGAAGGCCUGGUCAGACCAAGGGGAAACCUAAGAGCCAGAAGUCUCAGGAAACUGAAGCCACCCUAGGGAAAGCCCCUGUCAAACCCACCCCAGCUAAAGAUAUACAGGAGAGGGCAACACCAAACUCCAAGGUUAAGGCCACUGGGUCAAACUCCAGUAAAGACAAGAGAGAGGAGGUGGUGACGGGCACCAUGAUGAGGUUAAUCUCCAGCCACUAUGAGAAUAGCACAUCAUCCACCACCAUUAAAUCCCCUGUAGAGUCUGUCCCUCGCUGGCCCCUUCCACCCACCAACAGGUACUGCAGCAACAGAUCUGUUUUGGAGAAGAGUUGGUUGCCGCCAUCGAUGGUGGGAACGGCAAAAGCCCCAGGAUAUAUGAAGUCCUACACUAACUCCAAGAAGCCCUCUGCAGAACAACAAGGAGAUGAUGUCUUUGCGUUCAAAGUUGAUACAUCUAUGACCACUGGGGGGGAGGGGAAAAUGUCCUCGGACACCUCUGCCAUUGAUAGCAGUGCCGUUUUUUCCCCUAGUGCUACUCACAACUCCUGGGCAUUCCCCAGCACUGCCAAGAAGGGCCAAGCAGUCAAGUCCCAGGUAGCAGCUCCACGGCGCCACGUGAAGAAGCACCUGUUCAGCGACACAGACACAGACGCCAUGAUGGAGAUCAGCUGGCUCAAAGAGUCCAGCAGGAAGCCCAAGCCCAAAGUGAUCGACUACAGCCGUCAGCCCCGGCUCCACCCCCCUGCCCCCAACACCACAUAUGAGUCCCCAGACUUACCACCUAGCUCACCCAAGCCUGUGAAGGAGAAAGCCAAGCCAAAGAAGAAGAGACAGAGGGUGAAGGAGAGAAGUGUAGAGCAGAAAGAGAACAGUGGAGUGGCACUGGUGGCGGCAGGGACCAGUCAAGCAGCCAGGAGGCCCCGGAGAGCCGCCGCCACCAACGGCAAGAGCUACAGGGAGCCCGACAGCGCCAGCCAAUCAGAGACUGAAGAGCCGCCAGCUCCUAAGAAGCGCUCCAUCGGACCAGCGGAAAAGAUCGAGAAGGUUUGCCAAGAGGCUGUCGAGGUGAAGAAGAAAAAGGCAACCACCCCGGCCAAGGAACAGACGAAUGUACCGAAAGAGUCUUCUUGGGCUGCCCGGCUGGCCUCUUUCAAUCCUUCCCCGCCUGCCAUCGAGAGGAUGAGAGCUGCAUCCGAGAGGUCGCUGAUAGCCUUACCCCGGUCGCUCCUCACCCCGCUGGGCUCCCUGUCCGCCUCCCCUGCCAGCGGCCCCUCUUCACCCCUUGCCCUGGAGCUGCCCCCCCGAACACCCUCGCAGCAGCGCGGGCUUCCAGCCCUCCUCCUUCUACAGCGCCCCUGGGAGGAAGAGUGACCGCAAAGCUAAGGAUCCCUCUCCCCCAUCCCUCCCCUCUCUCCCAUCCCUUACUCCCACUGGCAAGCCUCCUGGCCUCCGCGCCCAGAGACCGAGUGCCUUAGAGCUGAGCCCAAUCCAGCCUGCUCUCUCCCCGGCCCAGUCUCCCCUCUGCCCUCCCUCCCAGCUCCUCUUGACCUCCACGGCCCUCCAGAAGUCAGUGCUGCCCUCCCCUCUACUCCAAUCACAGCCUUCUCCAGGA